GCUGCACGGGGGACCUACAGACUGGAUGAAGGACUGAGGAGGAGACUACAGUUUGUCACGAUGGCGGGGCGAGGGCACCCUGCCACUCUCCUUCUUCUUUUUCUCUUUCUUGUCCUGGUGGGAAGCCUCCCUGAGGUGAAGGGCUUCAGCUACUUGUCUGGAUAUCGCCUCAGGUCUCGCCUGCAGAGGGACCGCCACAUGAGAAACGUCCGACCCAAUAUCAUUCUGAUUCUCACUGAUGAUCAGGACAUAGAGCUGGGUUCAAUGCAGGCCAUGAACAAAACUCGUCGAAUCAUGGAGAAAGGCGGCACACAUUUUUCAAAUGCUUUCUCCACCACCCCCAUGUGCUGCCCGUCCCGGUCCUCCAUCCUGACAGGGAAGUAUGUGCACAACCACCACACUUACACCAACAACGAGAACUGCUCCUCGCCGUCAUGGCAGGCCCACCAUGAGCCGCACACAUUUGCCGUGCACCUCAAUAACUCUGGUUACAGGACAGCCUUCUUUGGAAAGUAUUUGAACGAGUACAACGGCUCGUWUGUGCCCCCUGGCUGGAAGGAAUGGGUGGCGCUGGUGAAAAACUCUCGCUUCUACAACUACACCCUCUGCAGAAACGGAGUGCGAGAAAAACACAACAGUGAUUACUCAAAGGACUACCUGACAGACAUCAUCACCAACGACAGCAUCAACUACUUCCGUAUGUCCAAGAAGAUGUACCCUCACCGGCCCAUCAUGAUGGUCCUGAGCCAUGUGGCUCCACACGGUCCAGAGGACUCUGCCCCACAGUACAGCUUUGCCUUCCCCAAUGCCUCGCAGCACAUAACUCCAAGCUACAACUAUGCCCCAAACCCAGACAAGCACUGGAUCCUGCGCUACACUGGACCCAUGAAGCCGGUCCACAUGCAGUUCACCAACAUGCUCCAGAGCCGCAGGAUGCAGACUCUGCUGUCUGUGGAUGACAGUGUGGAGAAGGUGUACAACAUGUUGGUGGAGACAGGUGAGGUGGACAACACCUACAUCAUUUACACCUCGGACCACGGCUAUCAUAUUGGCCAGUUUGGUUUGGUGAAGGGCAAAUCGAUGCCUUAUGAAUUUGAUAUCCGUGUACCUUUCUACGUACGAGGACCUAAUGUGGAGCAAGGCACCAUUAAUCCUCACAUAGUGUUAAAUGUCGACCUGGCACCAACUAUGCUGGAUAUGGCCGGUGUUGACAUUCCUGCAGAGAUGGAUGGCAAGUCCAUCCUCAAGCUGCUGGCCACCGAACGACCCAUGAACAGGUUCCAGCUGAAUAAGAAAAGUAAAACAUGGAGAGAUUCUUUCCUGGUGGAGAGAGGGAAGCCUCCACACAAGAGGACUGAUGGGAAGGAAAUGGCCCAGGAGGARAACUUCCUGCCAAAAUACCAGAGGGUGAAGGACUUGUGCCAGAAAGACGAGUACCAGACCUCCUGCCAGCAGUGCACCAGCGCCAACAACAACACAUACUGGUGCCUCCGGACCAUCAAUGACACCCACAAUUUCCUGUUCUGUGAGUUUGCCACUGGCUUCCUGGAAUACUUYGACCUCAACACUGACCCCUACCAGUUGAUAAAUGCCGUGAACACUCUCGAUCGCAACGCUCUGAACUCACUGCAUCAACAGCUCAUGGUCCUGCGRGGCUGCAAGGGCCAUAAACAAUGCAACCCUGAGAAGGGAGGAAAAGAGAGAAACCACUUCAGUGACUACAGGCCAGCUCAUCGUCGAAAGAGGCCAAAAGUGAAGAAGCCCUCGUCCAAAUCGCUGGGGCAGAUUUGGAAAGGGUGGGUUGGUUAACCAACCACAUCCCAUCACCCAUCAAACUGGUGUCUUCCAGCAGAGGAAGGAGGAGUUUGUUCCAACAAGAGGACCUUGACCUCACUUCACUGGACCUUAACCUGAGAUAUACUAAACCUGGGUUUCAUUUUGUGGAAGAGCAGCUCUUUGUAGCGUUUGCCUAAGAGGAAGAGACACGGAGUCUAAAAGAUUUUUUCAGUUCUCUGUUCUGAAAUACGUUUGUAUUUGUUACCUGUUGACAUGAGCUGCAACAGGUUGUAAAUAUGUGGGACGUUUGGUGUCCACGAGCCAUCCAUUCUGACAGUAAUGUUUGUAGAUAAUACACAGGACAUUGCUUUAAUCUGCUUUAUUUCAUGGCAAACGGGACUAUGGAAGCAUGCCGAGCUACAGGUCUACUCUGCUGCUACAAAACGAUGUCAUGGCUUCAUGAUCGCUAUGUGGCUGAUGAUGAUGAACUAAAAACUUACGGUAACGUCUUUCCUUCCACCAUGUUUGCACGUGGAACUGCUGUGGACUUUAUAACAACUCACUGWAAGACUUUUCACCAUAAUCUUUUGUAUUAUAGUUGAUUUUAACACUGAUGAAUGUCUUUUCUGAAAAGUAAUCUGCCCCACAGCUGCCAGAUGUGACCAGAGUGUCUCACACCGACCACCACCUCACAAUCAUUACAGCUCCAGAAUAGUUUCCCAUCAACACAAAGCAUCAUUAGUGAAAAUAAUGUUAUUUAUCCGUAUCGUCAGUAUCACACUGUUUCCAACUAGCUUGUUUAGCUUAUUAUACCUGGUGCUAAAGGAUACAACACAAAAUAAAACCUUGGCUGUACAGUACAGUAUGUAUUUGAAUGUAUGUUGUGCAAUUAAUAUAAAUGUUUACUAUAUUUUUUAUAAUACUGAAGAGGCAGACCUCGUUGUACAAUAUGAGUCGACAAAAUGAACGUGUAGGAUGAAACGUAGCUUGGAAAUUUCCUUACCCACAAUUUGUAUGUUUGUUGUUUACUUAUUUACAUGAGAAAAGCACUUAAAGGGUUCACUGUGAUACGUUGUACCUUCAUGGAUUCAUAGUCUACUUUGUGCCAGACAAAAACAAAACAAACAAAAAAAAACAACAAACAAACAACGUAAUUCCUGAUGUGAAGUUUAGCUUUUAUUUUAUUUUUUUAUUUGCAAAUAUUUCCAUAGACUUAGAAAUGUAAUAGUAUUUGUGAAUAAAGUGUUUUGGGUUUAUUUUAUUUUUUUGCAGGGGGUGGGGAAUAAAUAUGGCAUGAGUUUUAUUUUGAAAUCA
Molecule: messenger RNA, 3090 nt
Organism: Austrofundulus limnaeus
Lineage: Eukaryota; Metazoa; Chordata; Actinopteri; Cyprinodontiformes; Rivulidae
Product: extracellular sulfatase Sulf-2
Biological process (GO): glomerular basement membrane development; heparan sulfate proteoglycan metabolic process; positive regulation of vascular endothelial growth factor production
Cellular component (GO): endoplasmic reticulum; Golgi apparatus; cell surface
Molecular function (GO): glycosaminoglycan binding; N-acetylglucosamine-6-sulfatase activity; calcium ion binding
Source: RefSeq, a predicted model, not a curated record